UGGGUCGUGAGCUCGUCCAUCCAUCUAUGCAAUAAAAAUAAAAAAUAAAUAUUUAUAAUGCGCAAUUCAUUUAAAAGUAUUUCUUCUAUAUUUGUGAAUCGAACUCCGAGACUGCCUCGAGACAAUAUCUACACUUCAAAUUGGAACACAUUAUUGAAAAAACAGUGCAAAAUGAAAACUAUCUAAUUUAUCAUUCAAUCCGUCAUGACUAUGUUUACCGUGAACGAAAAUCCUGAAGAAAAAUAUUCAUUAUGUGAUUGAAAAAUCAGCUACAAUUAUACUAAAAAAAAAAGGUAAGUAACCUCUUUAACGUGUACUCAAAAUAAAAAUAGGUUAGCGAAAAUUUUAUAGACUGGUCUUAAAAUAAACAAAAACGUAGUCAUUGAAAACUAACGAAAAAAAUCGUGACGUUCCCAGCAUUGGAAACGUGAAACACCAUACACUACCGCUAAGGAAAAACCAUGUAUCGAGUGUAUUUUACAUUAUUUUAUAAAACAUGAUAGAGUAUAAAGUACCGUUAGCAACACAAGUGUUUGAUAAUAUUAUUAUUUGACACGUAAACGAAGCUACAGAAAGGACCACGUACUGGUGGUGGAACACGAAAUCAGCACGGGUAGGUACCACCACUCCGGCAGUUUCAGCGAAGCAGUAAUUCUAUUUGUUAGUUCAUAUCUGAAGGUCUGUAUUUACAUUAUGAUGACCAUGGGCUCCAGUAACCGCUUAACACCAGGUGAACCGUUCAUUUCGCAGUAAAAUCCUAGACACAUGAGUAAGUAGCACCCGUACUUCGGCCGCCUAGAAAUAAUUGUGUAUUAAUUAAUUUUCACAGAACUAAAAAUCUGCCAAGAACGUUUUAUUAUGAGCUUCUUCGGUUUCUCUGACAUGAAUUAGAGAAGCUCAUAAUUUUGGGUCGCAUAGAAGACAAGCGCGCCGUGGGCAGAACACCAGCCCAAUUGUCAGAUCUGGUUAAUAAAACGGUUGGAACACUAUGGAGGAAAGUCACAUGUCGUCGCGAUCCUCAGCAGUGAAGGAACGGUGAAGACGAAUUAAGUACAAUUAUUAUUGCUACAACAAUUAUAUUAACCAGUACACAGAUCGCGAACAAAUACACUGCGAGUGGAUGCUCGGGGGUAAUAAGAUCUCGACAAAAACAUCAUCAUUCAUCAUUCUCUUGCCCUUUUCUUAGUCAUUUGGGGUCGGCGCAACAUGUUUUCUCUUUCCAUACUCCUCUAUCAUAUACCAUUUCUUCGCUCACUCCCUUCUUACGCAUAUCGUCUUUCACGCAACCCAUCCGUUUCUUCUUAGGUCUACCUCUUCUUCUAUAUCCUUCUACAUUCACAGUUAACACUCUUACCAACCUCAUUUUCAUUUCGUCUCAUCACAUGUCCAUACCAUCCCAAACGCACCCUUCUCAACUUCUCUGUCACAGGUGCCACUUUCAGACUUCCUCUAACAUAUUAGGAGCAACAUAUUAAGAUAUCCCGCCAAAAACAUUACUCUAAUAUUGUUUACUCGAUAAAUGUUUAUAUCAUGUAUCAAAAAAAUUCGAUAUUUUUUGGUUAUUAUUUCGAAAAACAUUUAAGGCAAACUCUACGCGACUGUACUGUCGCACAAAAUAACCUAUCAGAGGUACGUAAGAUCUAUUUAAGAGAGUCGGUCGGAUCGCGUCAAACAUUCGAGGUGAAAUCGGCAAUAAAUCAAAAUGCGUUGCUUGGUAAUGUUGUGUGCUUUAAUCGCGGUAGCUUUUGCCGCCCCCAGCACCAUCGGAGAUGUCCCGACAGCCCUGCCCGCGUAUCAUCGUGGCUGCAUGUUCAUCUUCGGAAAUUGCACAAGGCACUGCGAAGUAGGCACCCACGUCUACACGAACGACUGUGGUCCCUUUAUGCCUGAGGCCACAUGUGACGUGCCAGUUCCAGUUCAAGAGACACACUCCGUUUGCGACUUCUCCGCGUGCUACUGCGACCCUGGUACAGUCAGGGACACGAAAACGAAGAAAUGCGUCAAACUCGAAGACUGCUCCAAAUGAUGGAACCAAGCUGUUCUCGUAUAAUAUCGCUUAACCAACAAUAUCGCGGAAAUUUAAUUAGCUUAGCACUUAGACUUAAACUUAGACUAAAGCUUUUUACUGGUGGUAGGACUUGUGAGUCCGCACGGGUCACUACCCCGUCUAUUUCUGCCGUGAAGCAGUAAUGCGUUUCGGUUUGAAAGGUGGGGCCGUUGUAACUAUACUGGGACCUUAGAACUUAUAUCUCAAGUUGAGUGGCGCAUUUACGUUGUAGAUGUCUAUGGGCUCCAGUAACCACUUAACACCAGAUGGGCUGUGAGCUCGUCCACUCAUAUAAGCAAUAAAUUUUUUAUUAAAAAAUUGAAUUUAAGUGACACUUCGGUUAAUGACGAACAAAAUACUACAUUAGUCAUUUGUAGACAUUUUCCUGGUAAAUUUCUCAGAAUAUAUUCACUUUUUUUUGGCUGUUUCAAAGAAGUUUAUUUGAAAUGCGUAUUGUUAGGUAAGCAAUGCAAUGUUUGCAAAUCUAUUAACGGCAUUUGGUAUGGCGAUUCAACGUAAUAAUUUUGAUUGAACACAAAAAAAAAUACAUUCCGAAACUGUACGUAUCUUAAUGGUUUGACAGUAGGAAGUGGCUUGACUCUGUCCUUGACCAUUAGCCACUCACCAUCAGGUGAGCCGUGUGCUUGUUUACCUACGAGGGCAAUAAAAAAAAUUUCUUCGAAAUCAAGCGUUAUCACAAUAAUUAAUGUGUAUUGCUCCAAGUACAUUGUUUACUUAGAUCGGGUAACAUUAAAUUAAUGUAAUGUUAUGUAAUUACACGAAAAUAUUAUGUAUAUCUCAUGCAAAUCCACGGAACACAAUGAAAUGGAAUGAUUAAUAUUAAAGAUGAAAAUAAAAUUUGAUAUUUUUGUUA
Messenger RNA from Bombyx mori (domestic silkworm), 2921 nucleotides. RefSeq lists its product as uncharacterized. Lineage: Eukaryota; Metazoa; Arthropoda; Insecta; Lepidoptera; Bombycidae. The record is from RefSeq and is a predicted model, not a curated record. The transcript is spliced from 2 exons. Bases 1703 to 2026 code for a protein of 107 amino acids.